CAAUCCUACAAAUCAUUUGUCCUCGCUAACCAGGAUUGAUCCACAUGUAUAUUUGUUGCAAUUCCAUUUUUUGUAUUUGAAUCUUGAGAAGGCUAAACUAUACUUAAAUUAGUUUUUAUUUAUAGCAUGAAUUUUCAGCAUUUUUACAUUUAUAGCCUAAAAAAAAGAAGUUGAAAGUUCAGGCCUAAUAAAUCAAAGUUCAGGUUUUAAUUGAAUGCAGUUAAAAGAUUCAAUUACAUGAUAACAAAUCAAAAUUAAGACUAUAAAUGGAUUUUUUUUUAAUCUGAAUGUAAGUUAUAAUUAACCCUUUUCUAUUUACGUACAUUUAUCUUUAUUCACAAAUAGGCUUAAUCCAUAAAGAAAUCCUAACUUUUACAUAAACAUGUAAACAUCAUUUAAUUCGAUCAUAUUAAAAUAACUAAUUAAAUAAAAACUCUUUACAGGUGUUUGCAUAUGAAUUAAUCAUUGCUGACUCAUCAAAGCAAACCGUGUAGCAGUUUAAAAUUUUCAUAUGAUCGGCGACAAUUCCGAUAAAAAUGUCGCCGCCGUUGACUCCUCGCGCAGCUGCUUACCUCGGUGCCGUCGCUCUCCAAAUUCAGAAGAAACUCCAACGCGCUUUAGCUUCGCCAUCGCAGAGCCGAAAGUUUCUGCAAGAGUUGUUCGCAGACAUAGCUUUGGAGGUAGAUGAUCGUGCUAAAGAUAUUAUUUUUGAUGAGGAAGAUGUAGUUUAUGUUGCAGAAGAUGGAUAUGGUUGCGCAUACUGCUUUUACGACGUCCUCGCUGAUUAUUUUGUAUGCAUACCACAGAGUGGAGAUUCAAUAAUCGAUCUCAUAGUACAGCUCUGGAGCCAGUCAUUUGCAUCUAAUAUAUUUUGUCUUUUGUUCUACAAGUGGAUGUUUGAGGUUCGGUUUGACAAUCUUGAUGUCGUACUUCGUUAUUCAUCUGCUCUAGUCCAAGGUGCUAAAAAUGUCUUCUGGACUGACAUUCAAACAAAUACAAGGCGCUUCUCAAGUCUCUUUAUUUAUUUUCUAGAUGAUGUUGCUCUCCGCUCAGAAAGAUUAAAGAAGAUCUCCCCACAGGCUCAGAGAGACCUAUUUCUUCUUCUCUCAAGAUUCCUAUUUUUCUACGACACAGAUGAUCGGCUUGAAAUAUUUUUGAAGCAAUUUCCAGAUUUUCCAAAUGCUUUUUUGAUUGGUGGUGCAGCAGACAUAUUUGUCAGUGAACUAGCUGGUCAGCUCCAGGAAUUGAAGGUAGAGCCGGUUCUUCUUCAUUACUUAUCUUAUAUAAAAGUUCUUCAAGGUACUAUCCGAUCCACACACAGGCAUACACACAUACACUUUGAUUUUCGAAGUCUUACUAAAAUCUCUACAGGCCUAGAAAUAAGAGUAGCAACAAGUACAAGAUUAAAAACAUGCUUAUAUAGCUUCACAUCUCCUGGUGGUCCCAUGUACCCGACAAGAGAUGUUCGUCAUGCAGCGUGGGAUGCAUUAGACUUUCUUUUCCCUGUGGGGAGAUAUCCGAGACAUGUAAUCAGUCUCUUCUUUCGACUACUUUAUCCAUGGUACUGGCCUUCUUCUUGUUGGAACUUCGUACGUUCUUGUGUAAGAGCUAUCCUAUAUUCUGUGUUGCUGUUUUUAUUCUCUACCUGGGAAAGACUGACAGAACCGAAAACAUCGUAGAUAGUGAAAUUUAGUAUGUUGUGUUGUGCAAUGUGUAGUUGUGUACGUGGAAGGAUAAAUGUGACUCAAAUUACGUCCCAUAUAUCUUAUUCCAUUUUCUGGCAAA
This is a messenger RNA of Salvia splendens (bonfire salvia), 1785 nucleotides long. RefSeq lists its product as uncharacterized. The transcript has 10 exons. NCBI's taxonomy places the organism in Eukaryota, Viridiplantae, Streptophyta, Magnoliopsida, Lamiales, Lamiaceae. The coding region runs from base 537 to 1679 and encodes 380 amino acids. The record is from RefSeq and is a predicted model, not a curated record.